This is a messenger RNA of Uranotaenia lowii, 1632 nucleotides long. RefSeq names its product protein sex-lethal. Gene Ontology annotation, molecular function: RNA binding. NCBI's taxonomy places the organism in Eukaryota, Metazoa, Arthropoda, Insecta, Diptera, Culicidae. Gene Ontology annotation, cellular component: ribonucleoprotein complex. The record is from RefSeq and is a predicted model, not a curated record. Bases 615 to 1478 code for a protein of 287 amino acids. The transcript is spliced from 5 exons.
AGUCAGAUUCGUUUUUUCGGUCGUCGCGUUUUAGUAGAGAUUUUCUGGACGGAAAGCCAUAUCGGAAUUUUCAAACAAAUUUCUACCCCGUGAAAUUGGCCGUAGCGAAUCAAUCUGUGGUGUGAAGCGUCGUGUUAAACAUCUUUUGCAGAAAUCGUGCAGAAGGGAACAUCUUAUUUCUGGCCUCUGUGUUUAAAAAAGAGGAAAACGCUGCUAGAUUUUUUCCCCCUUUCAGCGUCUUUUUUUUCUACGAAUAGUUCCGAAAAUUUGUGACAUUUCUUUUAAGAAUCGAUUUCUCUUGAAAUCGGUGUGUAAGCAUCCAAAUGAAGGAAAGUUGAUUGCAAUUAAUCUUAUUUUUUCCGUUUGUCUGGGAAACUCAAAGUUUCACGUAAAAUUGUCUGCCCUUGGUCCAAUAAAAGGAAGAGAAUAGGACAUCGUCGAAGGGUGUUUCCAGAUUAGAAGAAAAUCUGGUGCUGCUGACUAGUGAAGGACAAUUCAAGCAAGCCGUGACACGGGAGUGAUAACUUUAGUGUAUGAGUGUAGUACGUACAUGAGCGGAACGCUACGGAAUAUCAAAAAGGAAGUAGCGAGCUGAAAAAUAGAAGAUUGUGAAGAUGUACAGUAAAAUGAAUGGAUACCCAUCGUCAACAUUUAGGUCGAGUGGCGGACGAUUAUGGGGAAUGUCACACUCUCUCCCAUCUGGAAUGUCCAAUUAUGCAUACGGCCAGGAUUCUGACUUUUCAUACUCGUCACGGACGCGAAUGUAUGACAUGCCGAUGAGCAGCACAUUCGGAAACGCACCUCCUCAGCAUACAUCGUCUUCGAGUACAAGUUCGUUGUCUGGGAUGAACUUCGGAACCGGUAGUAGUAAUUAUUCUGGCACAAACUUGAUUGUCAAUUAUAUACCGCAGGAUAUGGCAGAAGGAGAACUAUACUCGAUGUUUUCUGCGAUGGGCGCAAUCGAAACAUGUCGUAUCAUGAGAGAUGUGAAGACUGGCUAUAGCUUUGGCUUUGGUUUCGUUAAUUUUUUGAACGAAGAAGCAGCACAGCGAGCUAUAAGGUGUCUUAAUGGUUACACGGUUCGAGGCAAGAGAUUAAAAGUGUCCUUCGCAAGGCCACAAAGCGAUGCGUUGAAGGAAACCAACUUAUACAUAACAAAUCUUCCGAGAACCAUCACUGAAGACCAGUUAGAUAUUAUUUUCGGUAAAUAUGGUCUCAUCGUUCAGAAAAAUAUCUUGAGAGAUAAGUUAACUGGCCACCCACGAGGAGUAGCAUUUGUAAGGUACAACAAACGAGAGGAAGCUCAAGAAGCGAUAUCGGCUUUAAACAACGUCAUACCACAGGGUGGUACACAACCGUUGAAUGUUAGAGUGGCAGAAGAUCAUGGUCGUGCGAAAGCAGCCCUAUUUGUCCCGUCGUACAACUCUAUUGUUCACAAUAACCGAGGUAGAGUACGAGUGCGCAAUAAUCCAUAUUAAUUUGAUAAAUCAUAUACAUAGCAUACGCUUCUGCAUCUUUCUGUAUUCAUUAUCAGUGUAUUAUAAUGAAUUAGUGUUUGGUUGCGUAGAUAUUUUUGAGUUUUUGAAAUUUAUUUCUCAAAAUCAGACAAGUUUACUUAAAAGUUUAUUUGAU